Molecule: messenger RNA, 1971 nt
Organism: Panicum hallii
Lineage: Eukaryota; Viridiplantae; Streptophyta; Magnoliopsida; Poales; Poaceae
Product: noroxomaritidine synthase-like
Exons: 1
Coding region: 73-1617 (514 amino acids)
Molecular function (GO): oxidoreductase activity, acting on paired donors, with incorporation or reduction of molecular oxygen; monooxygenase activity; iron ion binding
Source: RefSeq, a predicted model, not a curated record
CACCUUCCUCGGAACUCAUCGCUUACAAAUAGCCAUGUUGCACCACGACCUCCGAUCCAUCUCUCCCCAGAAAUGGAUCCCUUGUUCCUGUUCAUAGAGCUGCUCCCUGUCCUCUGCUUCCUCAUCCUGUACUACCACCACCUGCAAUCCAAGAAAACGAGCCCUUUGGAGCCAACCGAAUGGCCGAUCGUGGGGCAUCUCCCCGGCCUGGUCGCCAACAUCCACCACUUCCACAACUGGGCCACCGGCAUCCUCACCGGCACCAGCUACAACUUCGAAGCCCGCGGGGGGCUCACCGGCCUGCGCUACUUCAUCACCUGCGACCCCUCCAACGUGCGCCACAUCUUCACGUCCAACUUCGCCAACUACCCUAAGGGCGACGAGUUCGCCGUGAUCUUCGACGUCCUCGGCGGCGGCAUCUUCAACGCCGACGGGGAGUCGUGGCGCCGCCAGCGGGUGAAGGCCCAGAUGCUCAUGGCCGUCCCGCGGUUCCGGGCCUUCACGGCGCGGUGCAGCCGCGACAAGGUGGAGAAGAGCCUCCUGCCUUUCCUCGCCCACGCCGCCGACGAGGGGACGCCGUGCGACCUGCACGACGCGUUCCUGAGGCUCACGUUCGACAUGACGUGCGCCCUCGUGUUCGGCGUCGACCCUGGGUGCCUGGCGAUUGGCCUGCCCGUGGUUCCCUUCGCGCGCGCCAUGGACGACGCGCUGGAGACGCUUUUCCUCCGGCACAUCACGCCAUGCUGGAAGCUGAUGAGCAGGCUGGAAAUAGGCCAGGAGAAGAAGAUGGCCGCGGCUCGGAGGACGAUCGACAGCUUCGUCGCCGACACCGUCGCGAAACGCCGGGCCGACAAGCUCGAACAAGGCAUCAGCGACUCGGCCGACCUGCUGUCGUCCUUCAUCUGCAACGAGGACUCCAGCGACAACGAUGACGUGUUCUUACGUGACACGACGGUGAACCUCCUGCUCGCCGGCCGCGACACGACGGGCGCGGCGCUGUCGUGGUUCUUCUACCUCAUCGCAACGAACCCACGCGUCGAGCAGAAACUACUGGACGAGCUCGCGCCCGUCGCCUCGCGGAAGGGUGCCGCGGCCAGCGGCGGCAUGGUGACCUUCGACGCGAGCGAGCUGGGCAACCUGGUGUACCUGCACGCCGCCCUGUGCGAGUGCCUGAGGCUGUACCCGUCGGUCCCGUUCGAGCACAAGGCGGUGGUCGCCGACGACGUGCUCCCAAGCGGGAAGGAGAUGAAGGCGGGCGACAAGGUGCUGGUGUUCAGCUACUCCAUGGGCAGGAUGGAGGGCGUGUGGGGCAAGGACUGCGCGGAGUUCCGGCCCGAGAGGUGGCUCAGCGAGGAGGCGGCGGGGACGAAGAAGAAGAAACUGCGGUACGAGCCGUCGUACAAGUUCAUCUCCUUCAACGCCGGGCCGCGGACGUGCCUGGGCAAGGAGAUGGCGUUCGUGCAGAUGAAGACCGCGGCGGCGGCCGUGCUGUGGAACUUCGCCGUCGAGCUCGUGCCGGGCCACGUCGUGAAGCCCAAGCUGUCCAUCAUACUCCACAUGAAGGACGGGCUCGCCGUCAGGGUCAGGAGAAGGGACGGCGUCGCGCGUCACGGCUAGCUAGCCGCUCAUCACGAAGCACACGUCUCCUCGGCCAUGGAAGCACUAGCUAGCUAGUGUGUUAGCUACUGUAUGUUACUACAUACCCGGCUGGAAUCCAACAAUCUACCCAGCACGUUUGCGUGACACGUAUCAGUACGCAUGUGUCCGUAGCAUCUACGUGCAUGCGUAUGCUACUUUGGUGUCUUUACAGUAGCUGAAAAUACGGAUCGGAGCUUCCAUCUACACCGUUGGCCAGCAUACAUACGUAGGUACGGUUGCGAUGUUCUUUAUAUCAUAUUGCUUCAGCUCAGUCAUGUGACGUGUGAUUGUACCAGUGUUCUUUAUGUGAGAGUGAUCCAACCCCCAUGCAAA